AUGGUGGACGACACCAAAAUUGAUCCUGCUUCCCUUUUCUAUCUUGGUUCCGGCGAUCAGCCUGGAAACCUUAUUACUAAUGUGAUCUUGAAAAGUGAUAACUAUCUCUCAUGGUCUAGGGCUAUUUCUCUGUCUCUGAAAUCUCGGCGUAAAUUUGGGUUCGUCGAUGGCACCAUCUCCAAACCUACUGACAAAAAGAAAUUACUGGAUUGGGAUACGGUGAAUUCUAUGCUGGUAUCCUGGAUUUUGAGAACAAUUGACCCGAAACUUGCUAUUUCUAUUCCCUAUUUCGAUGAUGCGAAACGUCUUUGGGAUUAUCUUGACAAACGCUACUGUGACGCUAGUGGACCACGACUGCAGCAAUUAAGGGCUUCAAUUACUAAUUGCAAACAAUUAAGCACUAUGACUGUUGAGGACUAUUAUAAUCAAUUGAUUGGUUAUUUUGAUGAUCUUGCGCGCCUCAAACCACCACACGGCUGUGAGUGUGGGGCGUGUUCUUGUGGAGUUGCUGCGAAGUAUGAGAAGGAUAGGGAUGAGGAGAUUCUUCAUCAGUUUUUGGUAGGCAUUGAUGAUGCUAAAUAUGCUUUGGUUCGAACGAACCUUCUAUCUCAACAGCCCCCUGCUACCCUCGAGCGUUCUUAUCAUGCUCUGCUGCAAGAAGAGCACUCUCGGAGUAUUGCUCAAGCCAAAAUCCCAGCGACUAAGGAAGAUGCCCAUGUCUUCGCGCUUCCUUCGUCUGAUCGUCGUCAAUUUCAGUCGGCUCGCGUUGAUAAAGCUAAACUUUUUUGCUCUCACUGUAAGCGCUCAGGCCAUGACACCACGGGCUGCUUCCUCCUUCACGGCUUCCCCGAUUGGUGGCUUGAAAAGUAUGGGAAGAAGGGGGGCGCAUCUCAUUCGGGAUCCUCUGUUUCACAACAAGGCAGCAAGCACUCUGCCUCUGCCUCUACGGCUGCUGUUGCCGCAAGUUCUAGCAAACCCGUGGCCCGUGCUAAUGCCAUGGGUGGUUCUAUUGGACCUCCUGUUGUACCCUCUACUGACACUCUCUCUGCUUUAUCUGAACUUAAACCGGAACAUGUUCGCCUUCUGUUGAACAUGGUUACUAAUAAUCAGCAAGAAAAAAUGAGUGGUGAGUAUUUUUCCUCUUCUUGGAUUAUCGACACCGGCACCUCUCAUCAUGUCACCGGUGAUGCAUCUUGCUUGGUGGAUAUGCGAGAAAUUCUUUCAUGCCCCGUUGGCCUCCCGGAUGGCACACAAGCUCUUGCUACAAAAGAAGGGCGUGUGUAUUUGGCCGACGGAAUUAUUCUUGAGCAUGUCUUAUUUGUUGCACAAUUACAUUGCAAUUUACUUUCGGUGUCUAAAAUGAUUGAUGAUUCUCAUUGUUAUGUACGAUUCACUGAUUCUUUAUGUGCUAUACAGGACCAACACUCGGGGAGCCUGAUUGGAGGCGGUGAACGGAUAGAUGAACUCUACUAUUUCCGGCGACUUCCUAAAGUAUGUGCGCUGACAUCUUCGGAGGUUUCUACAUUUGAGCUCUGGCAUCGUCGUUUGGGACAUCCGUCGGAUCCUAUUGUCAAGUUAGUGCCUGCUGUUAGUGCUAGUUCUAGUAGCAAAUUCUUGAAUAAAGCAUGUGAAAUUUGUCCACAGGCUAAACAAUCUCGGGAUAUUUUUCCCAAUAGUGAUAGUAGAGCUAGUCGUAUUUUUGAAUUGAUUCAUUGUGAUUUGUGGGGAUCGUAUAAGACACCGUCUACUUGUGGUGCUCAUUAUUUCUUGACUAUUGUUGAUGAUUUUUCCCGAGGUGUUUGGGUUUAUUUGCUAAAUGAUAAAACUGAGGUUUAUUCAUCUUUUCUCUCUUUCUUUGCUAUGAUAAAAUGCCAAUUUGAUGUUCAUGUUAAAUAUGUACGGAGUGAUAAUGGUACGGAGUUCAAACCCAUGCUCCCGUACUUUAAUGAAAAUGGCAUUCUAUUUCAAACCUCUUGUGUUGGCAUCCCACAACAAAAUGGUAGAGUAGAGCGUAAACAUCAACAUAUAUUAAAUGUGAGUCGUGCUUUGAUGUUUCAAGGCUAUCCUCAUGGCAAGAAGGGUUGGAAAUUGUAUGAUUUAGAUACCGGUGAAAUUUUUGUCUCACGUGAUGUUAAAUUUUUUGAGAAUGAAUUUCCGUUUGUGAAAGGGAAUGAGCCGGUUUCUAGUCUUGAAAAUGUUGCGGAUAUGUCUCACGAAAAUGUUGGGGUUGAUCAUGAUUUUUUGGACGACUUGGAGUAUAUUUUGGAGGUGGGUGAGGGGUCUCUUGUGCCCGAACCUCAACCCCCCACCCUUGCCACAUCUCCGGCCACUGCUCGGGACAGCAGCCCCCACCGUAGGCCACCUGCGGCUGCUGCUGACACGGCUCACACAGCAGCAGAAACUGCUGGUACGGACAGCAGCACCACGGCCCCAAACGUGGCUGCUCCGACCUCUUCUACUGCUCCCACACCGGACCUAGGCCGUGGUCAAAGGCCUAGGCAGGCUCCGGGUUGGCAUCGCGACUACGUCGCACAUACUAUUACUCUUGACAGUCCAUCUAUCUCUCCUUGUUCACCGUCUGCUCCAAGCUCCUCAGGUACUCCUUAUCUCUUAGCACAUUUUGUGAAUUGUACUAACUUUUCUGUGCCACAUCGUGUGUUUAUUGCAGCUGUGGAUUCGAUUGUUGAGCCUCGUAAUUUUAAUGAGGCUAUGAAGCACGAUGGUUGGAGAGAGGCAAUGCAAAAGGAGAUUUCUGCUCUUGAAAAGAAUAAAACAUGGGUGAUGGAAGAGUUGCCUCCGGGAAAGAAAGCAUUGGGGUGUCGUUGGGUAUACAAGGUCAAACUUAAUUCCGAUGGCACAAUUGAAAGAUUAAAGGCUCAUCUUGUUAUAUUUGGUAAUCAUCAGGUUGAGGGUAUCGAUUAUAACGAGACGUUUGCUCCCGUGGCAAAAAUGGUUACUGUUCGUGCUUUUCUUGCGGUGGCUUCUGCGAAAAAUUGGGAAUUGCACCAAAUGGAUGUCCAUAAUGCCUUUCUACACGGUGAUCUUGAUGAGGAGGUUUAUAUGAAGCUUCCACCUGGUUUUCAUGGUUCUCAUUCUGGGUUAGUCUGUCGUCUUCUCAAGUCCUUAUAUGGAUUACGGCAAGCCCCUCGUUGUUGGUUCUCUAAGUUGGCCUCUUCUCUGAAAAGGUACAGCUUUAUCCAAUCGUACUCUGAUUACUCCCUUUUUACUCUGCAAUCUGGGGCUAUUCAACUUAGUGUUCUGGUGUAUGUUGAUGAUUUGAUUAUUUCUGAGAAUGAUUCUUCUGCAAUUUCUUCAUUCAAAUCUUAUUUGAGUGACUGUUUUCAUAUGAAAGAUUUGGGUGUGUUGAAAUAUUUUCUUGACAUUGAGGUUGAUUGCUAUUAUCUCCGCGAUGCAAUUCAGGAUGGUAUUAUUAGUCCGUCGUAUGUGAAAACGACGGAUCAACUUGCGGAUAUUUUUACUAAGGCGUUAAACAAGCAACAAUUCAUGUAUUUACUUGGCAAGUUGGGCAUUUGUGAACUUGAGGGGGGGUGUUGGACCAUAUAUUAUGUAUUGUUAAUGGGCCGGUGUAGUGUUCCGCCCUAA
This is a messenger RNA of Chenopodium quinoa (quinoa), 3603 nucleotides long. RefSeq lists its product as uncharacterized. Bases 1 to 3603 code for a protein of 1200 amino acids. Gene Ontology annotation, biological process: DNA integration. NCBI's taxonomy places the organism in Eukaryota, Viridiplantae, Streptophyta, Magnoliopsida, Caryophyllales, Amaranthaceae. The transcript is spliced from 2 exons. Gene Ontology annotation, molecular function: nucleic acid binding. The record is from RefSeq and is a predicted model, not a curated record.